Pistacia vera is the source of this 2046-nucleotide messenger RNA. Its product is annotated as putative receptor-like protein kinase At4g00960. Gene Ontology annotation, biological process: protein phosphorylation. The record is from RefSeq and is a predicted model, not a curated record. The coding region runs from base 1 to 2046 and encodes 681 amino acids. The transcript is spliced from 9 exons. Gene Ontology annotation, molecular function: ATP binding; protein kinase activity. Lineage: Eukaryota; Viridiplantae; Streptophyta; Magnoliopsida; Sapindales; Anacardiaceae.
AUGGCUACCUUAUUAAGUGAUAAUAAGGCUUUCAUUUUCUUCUUCCAACUAUUGAAAUCAAUUUUCCCAUCGAAUUGGGUGAUUUCAACUCGUGUAGUAGUCAUAGUGUUUAGAUUUCGGAGAUGUUACGAUACGGGAAACUUCACAACUAACAGUGUUUAUGGCAAGAACCGCAACCUUAUCCUUUCAAAUCUUGCUUCUAAUGUAUCAACAAAUGGGGGUUUUUAUACUGCUACUAUUGGCCAAGACACCAUCGAAGUUUAUGCUCUUGCACUUUGCAGAGGUGAUUCUUCUUCAGAAAUUUGUUUCAGCUGCGUCAACUCCACAACCCAUGAUCUUAUAACCAAAUGUCCCAACCAAAAAGAAGCACUUUUAUGGGGAGGAGAUCCUCCAUGCCUUGUACGCUAUGCAAACCGGUCUUUUAUUGGAUUACUGGAGCUGGAUCCUAGGGAUGCUGGCUAUAAUGUGAAUAAUAUCACUACGAAUUUGACACAGUUUGAUCAGACCUGGGAAGGGUUAAUGGAUCGCGUGGUUACAAAAGUCUCUAUGGGUUCUUCUAAGCUCAAAUUUGCCACUGAAGAAGCUGAUUUGACUUUCUUUCAGAAGAUAUACGCCUUAAUGCAGUGUACUCCAGACUUAUCCCGGAGUAAUUGCGAUUCUUGCCUUCGUCAAUCUGUAUCUUACUUCGAGAGCUGCUGUCAUGGGAAGCAAGGAGGUUACGUUCUGAGGCCUAACUGUAUUUUUCGCUGGGAUUUGUAUCCCUUUUAUGAAUCAACUGAAGCUCCAUCUCCAUCUCCGUCUCCUCCACUACCACCCAGAAUUUCUCCUCCACAAAUAACUAAUACCCCACCCAACAAAGGAGGCAUUGCACCUGUAGUUGUGGGAAUUAUUAUUGUCUCUAUAAUUAUCAUCAUAUCACUACUAGUCGCUUUAACUUAUGUCUUUUUAAAGAGGAGGAGAAAGGCAAAGGGCGAGAUAAGAAGAAAGCAAGAGCUAAAAGAUGUCGGUGAUGAAAUUGAGACUGUGGAAUCCUUGCAAUUCGACUUCAGCGCUAUCAAAGUUGCAACAGAUGACUUUUCCAUUGGUAAACCUCAUUUUUUUUUCUUAAUAUCAUUUCAGGGAAGACUUCUUGACGGACAGGAUAUAGCUGUGAAGAGGCUGUCUAGACAAUUAGGACAAGGAGAUCUAGAAUUUAAAAAUGAGGUCCUCUUGGUGGCCAAGCUUCAUCAUAGAAAUCUAGUUAGGCUUCUAGGUUUCUGCUUGGAAGAUAAAGAAAGGCUUCUUACAUAUGAGUUUUUGUCAAAUUCAAGCCUAGAUAACUUCAUAUUUGAUCCAAUCAAGCGAUUAUUAUUAGAUUGGGAAAAACGAUACAAAAUCAUAGGAGGCAUAGCUCGAGGAAUUCUUUACCUUCAUGAAGAUUCAAGAUUAAGAAUUAUUCAUCGCGACUUAAAAGCUAGCAACAUUCUUUUAGAUGCAAAUAUGAUCCCAAAAAUUUCAGAUUUUGGAAUGGCAAAGUUAUUUGAAGUGGAUCAAACUCGAGGCGAUACAAGUAGAAUUGUUGAAACCUUUGGAUAUAUGUCUCCUGAAUAUGUAAAGUAUGGACACUUCUCAGUUAAGUCCGAUGUUUUCAGCUUUGGUGUGUUAGUCUUGGAAAUCAUUAGUGGCCAAAAGAACAGUAGUUUUUGCAAUGGAGAAGAGGAGGAGGACCUGCUAACUUAUGCAUGGAGAAAUUGGAAAAAAGGGACAGCUUUAAAUACGAUGGAUCACACUUUGAGGGGUCAUUCCAGUAGUGAAAUUAUGAGAUGUAUUCAUGUUGGAUUACUAUGUGUUCAAGAAAAUGAAGCUGAUAGACCAACCAUGACUUCAGUUGUUCUAAUGCUAACUAGCAACUCUGUCUCUCUGUCAGUGCCGUCAAAACCUGCAUUCUUUAUGCACAGCGUUGUGGAACAGGAUAAAUCUGAAGUGACUGUGCCGGGUCAAUCAAAAAGCAAUUUUGUCCAAUAUUCAGUGAAUGAAGCUUCAAUCACUGAGCUGGAUCCCCGUUAA